GUCAGGUGCUGCUGGUCAUCAUGAUCCUGACUGCCGUUAUGCCACAGAUACAGGCCCGCCAUUUACGGGAUCAAGUGGCCUUAGACUAUGCCUACGAUGAGGACAACUCGGGACGAUCAUCAUCAUCCUCCUCAUCGUCGUCGUCUGGUGAUAUCCUGCCCGCCUUCGAUGUCAAUCCGUAUCGCGGUUUGGCCGAAAGUUUCGGCGAGGGAAGCUAUGACAGUGAUCUCAGUCUCAGCGAGAGUAGCUACGAGGAGAUCGCCCAGGCGGCCUUCAGGGCAGCCAGAAGGGAGAUGCGUCGUCAGAGGACGCGGCAUGCCCGCAGUCAUAAUCUACGACUCUUUGCCAGCAAAUCUGAGGUGCCGGAAUGGGAGAAUCCAUGCGGUGGAACCUAUACGGCGGAUGAGAGUCUCAGUUCGGAUAGUAGUAGUGCCAGUCAAGGACGAGUUAUCAAGCGAAAGCAUCUCGAAAACUUGCGGAACAUCACGAUGAGCGAGUACCAAGACAUUACCCACCGCGCCACCCUGGAGUACGGCAAUCAUCAGCACUGGCAGCGCGAGUACAAGUUCCUGCCGAACAUGACGAAGCCCACAUCCGCGGUGAAACUAAAGACCUGGUACCGCCACAUGCAGACCUUUGUGGGCAGCUUCUCGUAUCUGGGACGGGCUCAGUACAAAUUCCGUAAGGAUCAGCAGAAAAGUCUCAACGAAGCGGUCACCAAGGAGCUGCACGAUCUCUUGGUCAGUGCCCGUUAUAUGCUCUGCGAGAUCGAAUCCACCAUCAAUGCCUCCUACCCGAACAGCAAUGGAGCCAAACUGAGUCGUGUCAGCCGGAAGGCCAUGGAGGAACGUCUGGAUUUCCAUACCCCAGCCAAUGGUUCUGCGGAAGCUGAUCAGCGAGAUCUUAAAGUUAGCAAGGAGCUGUAUUUCCAGUAUUUGGAUAAUGUUUGGAAGACACUGCAAAGGGUCCUGAGGCGACCACGUCGGAAUAGUGCUGAACGACGCCAUCUAGCGGCAGUGGCGGCAGCUCAUGGUACGGGAGCGAGCAGCCUGCGGGCAGGCAGCUCGGAAAUGCUUGACCUAGGCGGCUCCUCUUCCGGAUUAAGUUCAAAUUCUGGUUCUAAUGAAUCCUGAGCUGUGUCCACAAACAGAACUAGUGUAGAUCCAGUCAACCAAGCCAACAUCACGCCCUUCCAGUAUUACAGCGAGUGAUGCUGCUCAAAGUUGCAAACAUUCCCAAGCUUAAAACACAGCUUUUCGGCUCAGCAGCUUAAACCAGCAACAACGCUUCUUCAGCUUCCAAGCCAAAUAGAGGAUGACCCGGCCAUUGCAAACUUCCUGCUUCUCAUUCUACUCCUCGUCCUACUCCUCUUCCCACUCCUCAUCCUACUCCUCAUCCUCCUCCUUGUCCCUAAAUCUUCCUCCAAAUCCCGACCAGCCGAACGGGUGAAAAACUUAAGAAUUUUUGUCGAAUGCCAUUUUAGACACGUACUUUUUAGUAUUUAUUUAUUUAUUUAUUGAGUAUCAAGUAUCGAGUACCGAGUAUUAUAGUGCGCCUUCCAUUCCAGUUUUGCCAAAACAAAAACCACUCCAUUUCCCUCACUCCAUUUUGGCCCUACACCCUCCUACACCCCAAAAGGGCCAACCUCGACUAUUUAUUUUCCAUUUAGAAUAUGC
Molecule: messenger RNA, 1676 nt
Organism: Drosophila eugracilis
Lineage: Eukaryota; Metazoa; Arthropoda; Insecta; Diptera; Drosophilidae
Exons: 3
Coding region: 21-1133 (370 amino acids)
Biological process (GO): cell surface receptor signaling pathway via JAK-STAT; embryonic development via the syncytial blastoderm
Source: RefSeq, a predicted model, not a curated record